ACAUCUCCCUUUAAAGUGAUCCUUCUCAAAGCUAUGGCUCGUAUCCUCGAAGGAACACAGCUUUGGAAAAAAGUGCAAGCAUCUGCAGGUCAAAACAACCACAGCAAAACAUUCCAGCAAAGGAUCAGAGAGCAGGAUAUUGCUUUGUUUGUCUGCUUAUGACAGGAACAACAAGAGACCGGAACAGAAGUCGUCCUGAUAGAGAUCCCUGUGCUCAUCAUGUCCAGAGCGACUGUCUUAUUGCAACUACUGAUGAUCUUCUCCGUGGGCUGCGCAACACUGCAGGGUUUUGAACUGAGAGGCAACAACAGUAAACCUCAGUCGGACUGGAUCUGGAAUCAGUUGCACUGCUGGGAGGGCCUUUUGAAGCCCACACAAAUUGGAAAGAUCCAAUCAGUUUGGCACAAGGAAGGAGAAACUAAGUAUCAACUCCAAGGUGAGGGAGUUGGAACUAUUUUUAAGGUGGACCCCGACACUGGCGAUAUUUGUGUCUACAGAGAGUUGGAUCGGGAGACCAAGGAUCGUUAUAAAUUAAAAGGAAUUGUGAUUAAUAAGAAGACUUUGAAGCAAAUUGGUCCCACCACCAACUUUACCAUUCAAGUACUGGAUGUCAAUGACAAUGCACCUAUAUUUACCAAGGAUCCGUUCAAUGGAACUGUCGCCGAAAUGUCCAGGAAAGGAACCUCCGUCCUGACCAUCACUGCUCAUGAUCCAGAUGAUCCAACAGUUAACAAACAUGCUGUGGUAACAUACAAAAUUCUGAGCAAGCAGGAUAAUUUCUACAUUAAUCCAGAUACCGGAAUCAUAUAUGUAAACAACUCAAACCUGGACAGAGAAAGGAAGAAAGAUUAUCAGCUGAUAGUACAGGCCAAGGACAUGGAAGUUGAUCAAGGAGGAAUGAGUUCCUCAGCAACUGUGUACAUCUCUCUCACCGACAUCAAUGACAACGCACCCUUCUUCCAGCACAGGCAGUACAACUACACUGCAUCAGAAGCCACCCCCAUUGGAGUUGCAUUAGGACGGGUGAAAGCAGAGGAUCUCGAUGAAGGAGAAAAUGCCAAGAUAUUGUACACAGUCAUAUCGAACAACAUAUUUCAAAUCACAACAGAUCCACAUACACAGGAGGGAGUGAUAACUUUAAAAAAGCCCCUGGACUUUGAGACUCAGCGGCUGCACCGUGUACACAUAGAAGCCGAGAACCCCACGCUGGUGAAGGGGAUGAAGUACAAGACCAGUACCACGCUGGUGAUUGAGGUGCUGGACGUCAAUGAGCCUCCUGAGUUCAGCCAAUCUCGCUACAUCUUCAGGGUGACAGAGAACCAACCCGAGUCCACGUCUGUGGGGCGAGUUUCAGCAAGCGACCCCGAUCAGGCAAAAGAACGCAUCAGGUAUUCAUUACAGGAUGGGUUGGACUUAUUCAGAAUAGAGGAUAAUGGGAUGAUUUACACCAGGGAGCCACUGGAUCGAGAAGCAUUUGCUUGGCACAACAUCACGGUAGCUGCCAAUGAAGUUGGCAACAGCAAUUCCAUAUCCUACGCACCGAUAGCAAUAAAAGUCCUGGACCAAAAUGACAAUGCUCCAACACUUGCAGACAGCUAUUAUCCCCAUGUGUGUGAGGACGAUCCAGUUGGAACAGUAAUCCAAGUUAUUUCUGCUGUUGACAUGGAUGAAACACCACCAGAUGUUAAAUUCUUCUUCAGUAUUCCACUGAAGGUCAGCAACUUCUCUGUGAAGAACAAUGGUGAUAACACUGCCAAUAUCACUGUGAACCAGGCAGGCUUCAACCAAAAUGAAGUCAGCAAGUUCUCCGUUCCCAUCAUCAUUUCCGACAAUGGAACACCUCGCUUGAGCAGCAACAAUACCCUGGAAAUAAAUGUCUGUUCCUGCAACCGAGACAGGGACCCGAUUAACUGCAGGCACAUUGCUCCACUCAGCUCAGGAGUUACCGUCACGAUCCUGCUGAUAAUCAUUCUCUGCAUCAUUGUUACUAUAGCCCUGGCAGUGCUGAUUGUCCGCUGGAGAAUGCAGCAGAAGAGUGCCUUUGGGGGCCUGGUGAAGGCGCCGGGCGAGAUCCGGGAACAACUGGUGCAGUACGAUGAAGAAGGGGGCGGAGAAAUGGACACCAACAGCUUCGACAUCACCGUGUUGAACUCUCUGCGGACAAAGGGAGCGCAACCGUUGAAGGUGACCGACUGUGCCCCGGUGUACGCCCAAGUCAGGAAACCCGGCGACGACAUGGGCUCGGUGGUUAGGAUGAAGAAGGAUGAAGCAGAUGGUGACAGGGAUGGCCUGCCCUACGACACCCUCCACAUCUACGGCUAUGAGGGUGCCGACUCAGUCGCCGAAUCGCUGAGCUCCCUCGAUGUCUCCUCGAUCGACUCCGAGCAGGACUACGAUUUCCUGAACGAUUGGGGUCCCAGGUUCCAAAUGUUGGCCGAACUUUAUGGAUCUGACCCAGACAGGGAGAGCUUGGGUUAUUGAGACAGGAGAGGCAUGUAAGGGGGGGGUGGGGGAGGUUCUGGUGAAGGAGCCAAUAUAAAAUGUAACUGGAUCAUUAGUAGAUACACUGUUGGAAUGUCACUCAGCCUGCCGAUCCGGUUACCACACAUUCAAUUAGUUCCUUGUUGAUCCCAGCUCUUAUCUACCCUCUGCCUUGGUCCCCAACACCCUGAAUAUACCUCCCAACAAAAAUGUACUGAGACAAAGUAAGAGGAGGAGCUCACCAUAUUUCAAGCAUGGACUGUCAUUCAAUUAGAUCACAGCUGAUCUGAAUCCGAACUCCAUGCUUCUGCCUGAUUCCUGAUCCAUUUCUGUCCUUGCUCUGCAAAAUGUCCAGCAUCUCAUUAACUCAACCGAUACGCUUUGGGUUGGUCACUGGGUUCCAGGCCACUGUCUAACCAUGGCUGAAAGGAGUGUCUCACUUCAGAAAUAUUACAGUAAUUGAUUCAUUGUGGUUGGCUGCAUCACCAUGGUAGACCCAAUGGUCCGGCAACCUGAGCAAAUGAUCUGGUGCCAAGAAGGGCAGGGACGAGUUGGGCCGAAGAGCCUGUUUCCAUGCUGUAUCACUCUGCGACUCUAUAAGAUCAGCCAUGAUUUUUCUGAAUGACAGAGCAGAUUUGAGGGGCAGAAUGGCCUCCUCCUGCUCUAAUUCCUUAUCUUCUAGAUGCAAGUUCAGGAGGGAAGUGGGAAUAAUAUUAAUUUUAAUGAAUAAGUUCAAGUUAUACUUUAUCGUCAUUCCCCCAUACGCUGUAAAGCACAUGGAGGAACGAAAUGUCGUUUCCCCCAGACUCUCACAACAGAGGACGUACAUAGAACAGAGGACAAACAAUAAACGCAGAUAGAAAGAUUGCGCAAGUACAAAUAUUGCAAAAAACAGUAUAUACAGGAUACAAAAUUAGUGCAGGGUUAGUGCAAAACCAAGUUGGACAAAGAAAAUGCAGAACUCAGUGUAUUGCACUAAGUGUAUAACAUGUUCAGUAUUACAAUCCCCAUUACAAAAAAUGUCCACUCUCAUUCAUAGAACAUAGAACAUUACAGCACAGUACAGGCCCUUCGGCCUAUAAUGUUGUGCCGACAUUUUAUCCUGCUCUAAGAUCUAUCUAACCCUUCUCUCCCACAUAGCCCUCCAUUUCUCUAUCAUUCAUGUGUCUAUCUAAGGUAACCAGUUGCCUUUGGUUACCCAGUGUGGUGACCCACUCACCUGAUAAUGAACUGACAAAGAGAGCAGACAUUGAUAUUACCAAUGACUGUUCUGUGGUGUAAUCCAGCUGUGUGGCAACUUUGGUCUUAGCUGUCAAGGAACCACCUCAGCAACUCCUUCAGCCUUCCACCAUUGACACUCUGCGAUCAGCUCAUUCAGCACACACUUGCAUUCAGUCCCGAUUUUAACACAAGCAAUAUGCAGGGUAUCAGGACCAUUAACGGCCACCUGACCUCGAAUUCAGGAACGGGAGCCCCAGGAGAUUCCAGCACCUGGGUUUCUGUCGAGGGCCUCAGGACUAAUCUCCAACCACAGAUGGUGGAGAUGUCGUCUCUAUUAUCAGAAAAGACUCAAAGCUUUUGUGGAAUCAGGGCUGGGAUUGGAACUGGAAUGGGAUCAGGUCAGUGAAAUUAUAAAACCAUGCCUUGUAUCAAGAGCUAGUAAGUGGAAUUAGCUUGAAGACAAAAAAUGCUGAAAUUUGGAAAGACAAACAGAGCACUGGAAGAACUCAGUGGGUCAGGCAGCAUCUGUGGAUGGAAAAGGUGUUAGUUGAUGUUUCGGGUCAAGACCCUGCAUCAGGACAGAGAAGGAAGGGCAAUUUUGCACCCUCUGCCUCCACAGAUGCUACGUGACCCACUGAGUUCUACCAAAGUUCCAUUUAUUUCUUCCAGAUAGCUUGCUUCCCCCAGUAAGGUCAUGAGAUACGAAUGGCCUCCUCCUCUGAUUUAAAUUUCUAGAAAACCAGACUGCAUCCAAAUUAAGGAUGGGUGCCCUGCAUGGUUGUACUUGAGGAUUGGGCUCCGGACAAAUUAUAUGGAUGAAUUAACUGACAUUGUAAGAUGCCUUUGCAUUUACAUAGGAUCGAGUGAUUGUGAGCAGCGAUAGGGACUGGAUUUUGUUUACUCACUACUGCACCCCAUUGCAAACCUUCAGGAAGUCACAGUUAGUUGACACUCCUCUAGGAGAACCAAGGUGUGCACUGUACAUUACCUUUUAUUCUAUAACCAUGGAAACUCUCAGGUCUAAUAGUUCCUCAUUGCAUUUCAAUGUAUUUUAACUUUUGUUUUUUAAUAUCCAAUGUAAUGUGUUGGAAUUGUAGGGAAAGUUUGGUGCCUUUGUGCAGGCAAUGUAUUCUUAUCUAACUUCUUUUGAUCAAUGGGAAUUUUGAGUUUUUGAGUUAUAAUUUCAGUAAAGUCCUGAAGCUUUGCACAACAGGGCUUUUUCAUUAGUGCCUCCCAAGAGCAAAGUGUGUUUUUUCAGUACUUUUAUUAACAUUUUAUAUUGAAUGGGCUACGAUUGCUUAUCUGGCCAGUGUACCUGUGAUAUAGUAAAAGGCUUUUUGUUAAGAUGUUCUUUUUUUUUAGCCAGUAAUCCUCAGUAAGAAUUUGUUGAUAAGUAUUUGUAAAUUUCAAUAAAAUUAAUUCAA
This is a messenger RNA of Pristis pectinata (smalltooth sawfish), 5126 nucleotides long. RefSeq names its product cadherin-5-like. Lineage: Eukaryota; Metazoa; Chordata; Chondrichthyes; Rhinopristiformes; Pristidae. Gene Ontology annotation, biological process: multicellular organism development; homophilic cell-cell adhesion; regulation of establishment of cell polarity. The coding region runs from base 220 to 2481 and encodes 753 amino acids. Gene Ontology annotation, cellular component: adherens junction; bicellular tight junction; plasma membrane. Gene Ontology annotation, molecular function: cadherin binding; calcium ion binding; zinc ion binding. The transcript is spliced from 12 exons. The record is from RefSeq and is a predicted model, not a curated record.